Molecule: messenger RNA, 1084 nt
Organism: Scomber scombrus (Atlantic mackerel)
Lineage: Eukaryota; Metazoa; Chordata; Actinopteri; Scombriformes; Scombridae
Gene: snrpa1
Product: small nuclear ribonucleoprotein polypeptide A'
Exons: 9
Coding region: 94-975 (293 amino acids)
Biological process (GO): mRNA splicing, via spliceosome
Cellular component (GO): U2 snRNP
Molecular function (GO): U2 snRNA binding; protein binding
Source: RefSeq, a predicted model, not a curated record
GCAGAAGAAGCAUCGUGUUUGCAGUAUUGAGCGCUUCACAACAUCUUGCUCCCGCUUAACGUUAACCCGGCAAAGUCUGUUGUAGAUCUCGACAUGGUGAAAUUAUCCGCGGAAUUAAUUGAGCAGGCUGCUCAAUAUACCAACCCUGUGAGAGACAGAGAGUUGGAUUUACGAGGUUAUAAAAUUCCAGUCCUUGAAAAUCUUGGAGCUACUCUGGACCAGUUUGACACUAUUGACUUCUCUGAUAAUGAAGUUAGAAAACUGGAUGGUUUCCCUCUGCUCAAGAGACUCAAAACACUGCUAAUGAACAACAAUAGGAUUUGCCGUGUAGGUGAAAAUCUGGAGCAGUCCCUGCCUUGUCUGACAGAACUGGUUCUCACAAACAACAACAUUCUGGAGCUGGGGGAUUUAGAUCCACUGGCCACAGUGAAGACAUUGUCCCUUCUCAGUCUUUUGAGGAAUCCAGUGACAAACAAGAAGCAUUACAGGCUCUAUGUCAUCAGCAAAAUCCCACAGAUCCGUGUACUGGACUUUCAGAAGGUAAAGCUCAAGGAACGCCAGGAGGCAGAGAAAAUGUUCAAGGGCAAACGAGGUGCUCAACUUGCAAAGGAUAUUGCCAAGCGAACAAAAACAUUCACUCCUGGAGUGCCGGUGCAGCUUGAGAAGAAGAGGACGGGGCCAUCUCAAGCAGAUGUGGAUGCUAUCAAGAAUGCAAUUGCUAAUGCCUCCUCGUUGGCAGAGGUGGAGAGGUUGAAAGGGAUGCUGCAGGCAGGUCAAAUCCCUGGCCGAGAACUCAGACAAGGUCCAGCUGAGAUGGUGGAGGAGGAGGAGGAAGAGGAGGAGGAAGAAGAGGAAGAGGGCAACACUGCACAGAUGGAGGCACACGUGGGUGGAGGUGCUGUAGAGGAAAUGGAUGAUGGAAAUGAAGAGGGUGAUGAAGAUAUGGAUGAAGAGCCACAUGUUAAUGGCUCCUGAGUACCCUGAAAGCAUGUUGUUUUUUCCAUGUUGUAGAUUUCUUUAGGUUGAACAUUUACAAGGGUGAUUUUUUUUAGUACAAUGACAUACAUUAAACUGAUUUCUCAUA